This is a messenger RNA of Stegastes partitus (bicolor damselfish), 753 nucleotides long. Its product is annotated as E3 ubiquitin-protein ligase RNF170. Bases 1 to 639 code for a protein of 212 amino acids. Gene Ontology annotation, molecular function: ubiquitin protein ligase activity. Lineage: Eukaryota; Metazoa; Chordata; Actinopteri; Pomacentridae. The record is from RefSeq and is a predicted model, not a curated record. The transcript is spliced from 5 exons.
AUGAGCUGCCACAAGGAAUCUACGCAGUUGUGUCCAUCCACAAGCAGCAGACGAGACUGGCACUGUCCAGUCUGCCUGCAGACGGCCAGAUUCCCCGUCCAGACCAACUGUGGACAUUUGUUCUGUGCUCCCUGUCUCAUCGCCUACUGGAGACACGGGUCAUGGUUGGACGCGAUCAGCUGUCCUCUCUGCAGACAAAAGGUCAGCGUGCUGUGCCACCUAUUCAAUGAGAGCCAGCAGUCGAAGAAGGUUCUUGGGGAAAUCACUGACUACAACAAACGUUAUUCCGGAGCCCCAAGAAAGGUAACCGACUACCUCUGCGACGCCCCCCUUCUUCUGCAGUUACUGGCGCGAGGCGUGGGCACCAUGGGAGGCCUGGUUGGGCUGUUUCUCUUCAGGGUGGCCCUGUGCUGCGUGGGGACCGUGUUAUCCAUCUCCUCCCCUCCUCUGGACCAGGCGUCCUCAUCAUCCAGCUCCCUGGAAACAGACCCCUCCCUGUGCGGACUGCUGGGGGUCCUGGACGACCUGGUGGUGGUCUUUCUGCUGCUCACUUGUGUUAUUAACAUCAACCAGCAAAUGGCGCCAGAGAGAGGAGAGGCUGCUCCGUCCUCACGGGGAGUAAUGGGGAAUUCACUGUGAGACAGAUGCAGCUGGAGAGCGUCAGUACAAGCUGUUCGACACGGACUUUCAUUGGAUUUCUUCCUUCUGGCUGUAGCUGGUUGGAUUAGUGGAUGCAAGAAUAUUGACAGCAGC